AUGGCAGAUCGUCUACCAAUCCGAACGCAGCAUUGCCAAUUCUGCAACCACCUUCUGCUAGCAACAACACGCACACUCUCCACCCUCCCGCGCCGAGGCGGCGAAAGCAAAGACAAAGCCUUAAUCCUACCAUUGGAAAACAACGAGGACUCAGAAGUACCUACACAGCACACGACUCUCCUUCUGUCAACGUUACUUCCGGAUCGUCGGCCGACCCUUAUCCGCCGUGAGGAUGGCAUUGAAAAGAGACUCCUACUGCGAUGCGGGCGGUGUCGUGUUGUAGUCGGGUACCAUCUUGACGCAGUGCAUUAUGAAGAUCCGAAACAGAAGCCCUUGUAUCUUCUUCCUGGGUCGGUGGUUGAGACUGAGAAAAUGGGUCAGGAGGAAGACGGCCAGUGGAGGGAGUGGAUUGUUGACAAUUAA
Molecule: messenger RNA, 423 nt
Organism: Penicillium salamii
Lineage: Eukaryota; Fungi; Ascomycota; Eurotiomycetes; Eurotiales; Aspergillaceae
Source: the annotation of a GenBank genome assembly